Elgaria multicarinata webbii is the source of this 10258-nucleotide messenger RNA. It is a transcript of the gene GREB1L, whose product is annotated as GREB1 like retinoic acid receptor coactivator. The coding region runs from base 281 to 6196 and encodes 1971 amino acids. Gene Ontology annotation, biological process: kidney development; multicellular organism development. Lineage: Eukaryota; Metazoa; Chordata; Lepidosauria; Squamata; Anguidae. The record is from RefSeq and is a predicted model, not a curated record. The transcript is spliced from 34 exons.
UCCUCCAGCGACAGAGCCUGAGAGGUAGAAGGAGAAAGCAACCGCGGUUGCCUUCGGAGAGUUUCGCUGAGCAGCUGUGAGAGGGGAGGGGAGGGGGGGCCCGCGGGAGGCAAGGGGAGGCAGAGGGAGGAAUCCGCAAGAUCGGAGCGCCUUAACUCCUUCCCUACUCUUUGCACGGUCUUUAAAACUGUCAGCAAUCUGGAUCAAAUGGCAGAAUAACUUUGAACAAUCGUCCAUCAUGAACGCAUUUAAAAAAGGUUGAAAGGAAUACGAGAAGAUCAUGGGGAAUUCAUAUGCUGGGCAACUGAAAUCAGCCCGUUUUGAAGAAGCCCUUCACAACUCAAUAGAGGCCUCUCUAAGAUGUAACAGCGUUGUUCCUCGGCCCAUCUUCUCCCAGCUCUAUCUCGACCCUGACCAGCCUCCUGUUUCGCCGGAAGGUAACCAAGAAAAUGUGAAACCAAAAGUGGAAGAGCUGGACAAAGAAUUAAUGCAUCGUUACACCCAGAAUGGAAGCUUGGAUUUUUCCACUAGCCAAAUUAUUAAUGAAAUGGAGGAAGACGAGGAGGAGGAAGAUAUGUCUGAUUCCAGUAGCCCACCAAUCCCGUACGCACAAAAACCAGCCCCAGAAGGGUCUUGCACUACUGAUGGUUUUUGUCAAGCAGGCAAAGAUUUGCGGCUAAUAUCGCUGUGUAUGGAACAGAUCGAUAUCCCAGCAGGCUUCCUGUUGGUGGGAGCCAAGUCUCCAAAUCUUCCUGAGCACAUUCUAGUCUGUGCUGUUGACAAGAGGUUUUUGCCAGAUGACCAUGGAAAAAAUGCACUUUUAGGUUUUUCUGGAAACUGCAUAGGUUGCGGAGAAAGAGGAUUUCGAUAUUUUACUGAAUUUUCUAACCACAUUAACCUGAAACUCACCACUCAACCAAAGAAGCAGAAGCACUUAAAAUACUACCUAGUAAGAAGCUCCCAAGGUGUGCUGUCAAAAGGACCCCUUAUAUGCUGGAAAGAAUGUAGAAGCAGGCAAUCUUCUGCUGCUAGCCAUUCUGCUAAACCUAGUUCUUCAGCAUCUCCAUCCAUGGUCCCUGAGAGUGGAACAGCUAAUGGAUACAAGCCAGGGUUCACUCAGACAGACUCCUCGGUAUUCAGUCACGCACAGUCUUCCUCUGCUGUUAAUUUAAGCGGAAUUCAAGAUUUGUCUCGGAAUAAGAACAUAGUGAGACCAGUUGCUUUGCCUGUGCAACUUGUAGGAAACACAUUUGCCACAGCUCCCCUGUCCCUGCGUGCCACUGAUGUUGCUGGUGGCAACAACAACGGAGGAAGGACAAAUGUGAUGAGCUCUACCAUCUCCCGACCUAUGCCUCACUUGAUGUCUCCUGGCUCUAGCUGUGUAUCUGGGGAACAAGCAUCCAUGGCCAGUUCUGGGCCCCCAAAGAAACGACACCGAGGAUGGUCUCCUGGAUCCCCAGUCCCUCCUCCCCCUGGUUUAGUUGUGCCUGUUCCUGCCAUCCGGCCUCUUCCAAGAGCAGAGCCUCUUUUGUCAGUCUCAGUUCCUCAAUCAAUGUUAACUGGAAUUUUACAGCCCCAGCCCAUCCCUGCAGGGGAGACUGUAAUAGUUCCUGAAAAUCUGCUGAGCAACUCAGGAGUCAGACCAGUGAUUCUAAUAGGUUAUGGCACUUUACCCUAUUUCUAUGGGAAUGUUGGAGACAUUGUAGUAAGUCCCAUGUUAGUGAAUUGCUACAAGAUUCCUCACCUGGAAAACAAGGAUUUGGAUCUUUUUGGAUUGACUGGGAGUCAGUUACUAAGUGUGGAGAACAUGAUUAUUUUAACAAUACAGUAUCUUAUCCGGUUAGGUCCCGAUAAGAUACCUCUCAGGGAAGAAUUUGAACAGAUCAUGCUGAAAGCUAUGCAGGAGUUUACUCUAAGAGAGCAGUCUUUACAAAUGAGUGCUCAGUGCAUCUCCUUGUCGCCGGCUCAACUCCCAUGGCUUGCCAGGUUAAUUGCCAGCGUCUCCCAGGACAUGGUGCAUGUGGUGGUUACACAGAAUUCCCUGGCUGAAGGCAUUUCAGAAACACUGCGAUCUGUGAGUGAAAUGAAGCACCAGCAAAGGCUGCCAGAUUAUGUGGUCACAAUCUGCACAUCGAAGAUCAGAGGAAAUGAGUUCUGUGUGGUCGUUUUAGGUCAAUAUCAGGCUAGAGCACUGGCAGAGAGUAUGCUUACCGCCAGUGAGUUUUUAAAGGAGAUCAGUUAUGAGCUCAUUACAGGAAAAGUUAGUUUUCUGGCAUCACAUUUCAAAAACACAUCUUUAGGCGAUGAAUUGGACAAGUUGCUAGAGACAAUGCAACAGAGAAGAGGAGAUAAUGUUGUAAUCCCGUUCAAUGGAGAUGUUAAUGAAUGUGUGUCAUCUCAAGAAGCCGCUGCCAUGGUUUCCACCCAAGAACUGGGUUUGGACACUGAAACCUUCCAGAUUUAUCAACCACAGCUCACAAUUGCCAGAAAGCUCUUGUCGCAGGUAUGUGCCAUUGCAGAUAGUGGCAACCAAAGCCUGGAUCUGGGCCACUUCAGCAAAGUAGAUUUCAUCGUUGUAGUUCCUCGUUCGGAAGUGUUGGUCCAACAAACCAUUCAACGGAUUCGACAAUCAGGUGUUCUUGUAGACUUGGGCCUUGAAGAAAAUGGAGCAGCUUACCAAAGAGCUGAAAAAUAUGUGGUGCGGCUAGACAAUGAGAUUCAAACCAAGUUCGACAUGUUCAUGCGGCGGGUGAAGCAGAAUCCGUACACUCUUUUUGUGCUGGUACAUGACAAUGCCCAUGUGGAUUUAACAAGUGCCAUCUCAAGCUCUCUGUCCCAUGGAGAGCCAAGUCACGGACUUGCUGAUAGAGUGAUAAACUGCAGAGAGGUUCUUGAAGCUUUCAACCUCCUUGUUCUCCAAGUGAGUUCUUUCCCAUAUGCUCUUCAAACUCUGCAGUCCAGAAUCAGCUCUGCCAAUGAGGUACACUGGAUACAGUUUGGCAACAUGGAGGAAAUAAGCCAAGAUGAGAAGCUAUAUUUUGGCUUGAAGGAAUACAGCAAAUCUCUCCAAUGGGGAAUCACAAGCCCCCUUCUGAGAUGUGAUGAAACAUUUGAAAAAAUGGUGAAUACACUCUUAGAGAGGUACCCCAAGCUGCACAGCAUGGUGAUUCGCUGCUACCUGCUGAUACAGCAGUAUUUGGAAGCCUUGAUGGCUCUCACCACCAUGGCCUCCCUUCGAGACCACAGCACUCCUGAGACUCUCAGCAUCAUGGAUGACAUCAUCACUGCACCGGGCAAGGAUAAGAACGGCCGUGGCCACAUGCUAGUUAUUAGGAUUCCUUCUGUGCAGCUGGCCAUGCUGGCCAAAGAGAGGCUGCAAGAAGCGCGGGAUAAACUAGGCCUGCAAUAUCGCUUUGAGAUUAUCUUGGGGAACCCAGCUUCAGAACUUAUCGUUGCCAAGCACUUUGUGAAGAGAUUAAAGGCAUGGAGAGGAAACGAACGUGAAGACUGGUUUCCCCAUACUUAUCAGGAUCUGGAAGGUCUUCCUUGUAUUGUUGUUUUAACUGGCAAGGACCCACUGGGGGAAACAUUUCCCAGGUCUUUGAAAUAUUGUGAUCUUCGACUGAUUGACUCAAGCCAUUUAACUCGCACUGCCUUAGAACAAGAAGUAGGCCUGGCAUGCUGCUAUGUUUCAAAGGAGGCGAUCCGAGGUCCUAUUGUGGCCCUUGACCUUAGCGAGAAGGAGCAGGAGAAGGUUGGCGAGAAUGACACUGAUGAGCUGCUGAUCGACUUGGAGAGACCCCAGAGUAACAGCAGUGCUGUUACUGGAACUUCAGGUUCUAUAGCAGAAAAUGGGGUGAGCUCUUCAAGUGCCACAGACAAGUCUCAGAAGCCGCCUUCAUCCCUGAACUUCCAGAAUGUGGCCAGCAGCUCAGUCGAUGAAGGCUUUGCUGCUGGGGGGAACUUGAAACAAGAAUGUGACUCUCUAGGCAACCAGAUAGCCAGCAGUACCACUUCGAAGGUGUCGGCCGCAUCCCCUUCUGUCAGCCAAACGUUCCGGUGGCCUAGCCAGUCCGUGAAAGACUGCAAGGCUUUGCGCGUGUCCUUACCCCGGAUUGUGAUCUUGUCUAAAGCUGCCUACCGCCUCCUUGGCUCACAGAAAAGUGGGCAAGCGCCUUUCUGUUCUUCUCUCUCGCCUCAUGCCGAUGUGUCUUGGGUGAGCUCUCUGAGGCCUUUGAUGCACAAGGACGUGACUAGUGAAGAGCAGUCUUUGUACUACAGGCAGUGGACUACCGCCCGGCAACACCAUGCGGACUACAGUAAUCACAGUGAAACCACUGGCGGCAGGAACUUUCACCCACGGCGGCUACUUCUUACGGGACCUCCGCAGGUUGGGAAAACGGGCUCCUACUUGCAAUUUCUACGAAUUCUCUUUCGCAUGCUGAUCAGAUUGCUGGAGGUGGAUGUAUAUGAUGAGGAAGAUAUUAAUACCAACCAUACAGAGGACAAUGAAAUUGCCCAGUCUAGCAAUGACCAGUGGCCUGAUGUUGAAAUCAUCAGUAAAAUGAGUUUUGAUCUCAGUGUGCAUGAUCCUAAAUAUGUCCUUAUGAGUCCAGUGUAUACAGAGCAACUGCAAAGAAUAAAACAAGAACCAAGCAAAGAAACCAAAGCUGAGGAACCCAGAAAACGGGAUACAGUGUCUAUGAUGUUGACAAAGUAUGCAGCUUACAAUACUUUCCAUCACUGUGAACAGUGCCAUCAAUAUAUGGACAUAAAUCCUUCCGCUCCGAUGUCUGACUCCACCCUACAUGCAUUUACAUUCUCAUCUUCAAUGUUAGGAGAAGAGAUUCAGCUUCAUUUCAUAAUCCCCAAAUCCAAAGAGAGCUAUUUUGUCUUCAGCAAGCAGGGCAAGCAUUUGGAAAGCAUGCGUCUUCCUCUUGUGUCUGACAAGAAUUUGAAUGCAGUAAAGAGUCCUAUUUUCACUCCAUCAAGUGGGCGCCAUGAGCAUGGCCUCUUGAACCUUUACCAUGCUAUGGAAGGGAUCAACCACCUCCAUCUCCUUGUGGUCAAGGAAUAUGAAAUGCCACUUUAUCGCAAGUAUUGGCCCAACCAUAUCAUGCUGGUUUUGCCAGGCAUGUUCAACAAUGCUGGAGUUGGUGCUGCCAGAUUCCUAAUUAAAGAGCUUUCUUAUCAUAACUUGGAACUGGAGAGAAACCGUUUGGAGGAGCUAGGAGUCAAGCGUCAGUGUGUCUGGCCCUUCAUUGUUGUCAUGGAUGAUUCUUGUGUCUUAUGGAACAGUCAUGGUGUCCAAGAACAGUCCAGCCAGUCCAUGGAUCAAGGAUUGACCAGUAAAAAUGUGUCUCUAAAGUGUGUUCUGCAGCACAUUGAAGCCACACCAAAAAUUGUCCAUUAUGCAAUACUGGGCAUUCAGAAAUGGAACAGCAAGCUGAAUUCCAGAACACCCAAAGCUCCCUUCUCCAGGUGCCAUAUACAUGACUUUAUCCUGCUCAACAUCGACCUGACUCAAAAUGUGCAAUAUGACCUGAACAGGUAUUUCUGUGAAGAUUUAGAUUUUAACUUGAGAACAAAUAGUAGUGGCCUGCUUAUCUGUUGCUUUAACAACUUCAGUCUCAUGAAGAAACACAUCCAGGUUGGAGGUCAAAAAGACUUUGAGAUCAAACCUAAAAUCAUGGUAUCUGAGAGCUUGACUCCAAUAAUGCCUCUUCAGUAUGUCUGUGCUCCAGACAGCGAGCACACUCUCCUGGCAGCUCCAGCUCAAUUCCUCCUAGAGAAGUUCCUUCAACAUGCCACCUACAAACUUUUCCCAAAGGCCAUCCAUAACUUCAGGAAUCCUGUCUUGGCCGUUGACUGCUAUCUGAAUAUUGGGCCUCAGGUUGCUCUUUGCUAUGUCAGUUCACGGCCACAUUCUGUUAAUGUCAACUGUGAAGGAGUGUUUUUCAGUGGACUUCUCCUAUAUCUUUGUGACUCCUUUGUAGGAGCAGAUUUUCUUAAGAAGUUCAAAUUCCUGAAAGGUGCAACCCUGUGUGUCAUUUGCCAAGACAGGAGCUCCUUGCGUCAAACAAUAGUCCGUUUAGAGCUAGAAGAUGAAUGGCAGUUUCGUCUGAGAGAUGAAUUUCAAACUGCUAACAGCAGUGAUGAUAAGCCACUCUAUUUUCUGACUGGACGCCAUACAUAAGCUUGAGAAAAUGACAAAGGAAAAGAAGAUAACCUGACAUGUUUGAGUGUGUCUUUUUCCUUCUUUCUUUUAAAGUACAAUCACUGUGGAGCAAAGUGCAACCAAUACUUACGUUCACUAAGGAUUUCCCAAAAUUCUUGCCCAGUCCUUAUGUUUAUAAUCCUUUUUAUGAUUGAACGAGCAUUGAUUCAACUUUCUUCAUGGGUCACUGUUACAGAAGCUGACAUAAUGACAUACCCGCUAUGACCCAAGAUGUGGAGAAAAACAUUUUGGUAGAUGCCAGGCUCUCCUGAUCUCUUUCUACUAUGCUAAAUGGGGAAUUAAACGGACUUGUGGCAUCUUAUCAGCGUGAAUGUGUUACAUGAGAUUCACACUAAGAAUGUGGAAUCAUUUGAAGAUAAUUAUGUUGAGGAAUGCUGUCCAUUUCUCUUCAUAUCUGUACUUUUGGUACGGUAUAACUCAGGGGUUUGAAAUGACAUCGAUAUUUGUGUUUAAAAAGAGUAAUUGUUGUUCACUUUCUGUGCAGUGUUAGCUUAAGGUUUGUAAUUUUAUAUGUAUUGAAACUGUUUUGGCAAAAUUUCCACAAAAGUUAAAAAGUUUACUACAUAAGCCUGAACAAAUCAAUGAAGGUAUGGCAGGCAUUGUACGCACAUGCAGGUUUGUCUCACAGUUUCUAUUCCACCCCUUUGGGUAUCUGUUAUUGAUCUGAAUCCAGAGAUCUUAUGAAUGGAUAAAGUUGAUCACCUAAGUAGGUGAACGGCUUCCCCCCACCCCACCCCACUCUGGCAGUAUGCAUAGAAUAGGAUUCAGAAAGACAAGCUGCAUGCAGAAACCUGUUUCUGUAUGUAUGUGGGUCAUCCUUGACUGCGGUUUGGAAUAGUCUGAUCAGCCAGCAUAAGUAAAUUGCUUAUGCAUAUUAUCUCCUCACUGUUGCCUCAACUCUCUGUAGUUCUUGGGGUAGGGACUUUUAUUGAGAGCAUUUACUAGCCCAUGAAGAAUAUACAGACCAAAGAACAGGGGAAAUGGAGCUUUAUGAUGUAAUUAAUGGCUGAAACAAAGCAAACCACAGGUUAUGAGAGCGAACAAGUUUUUUAAAACUCAACUGAGUUGGGACCAGCAACAGCAACCUUUUAUAGGUCUUAAAAACACCUGGAAAAGUUGGACAUUUUAUUUGAAAUACAUAGGCCUUGAUCCAAUUGAGCACAGACCUAGCACUUGUGUGCAGAGGAGUCCCACUGGGCUCAUAAAGCUCUGUUCCCUGUUACCCAUUUCUCUCCCCAUGUGAGCACAUGUGUAUAUGCAGAAAGUAGGAAGGAGCCAUGAAGGAAAUGGAAGGUCAGUUAUUGCUUCCGAUAUUCAUAUCAGAGCCAGCACAUUUGUUACAGAGCAAGUAACUUUCAUGCUACAGACUGAAAAUUGGCUGGGGAUAUGGGAGAUUUACACAAAUCUCCUCUCCCAGCAACGCCUUGUAAGAACAGAAGAGGAGCCAUGCUGGAUCAGGCCAAGGGUCCAUCUAAUCCAGCAUUCUGUUCACACAAUGGCCAACCAGUUGCCUGUGGCAAACCAACAAGUAGGACAUGAGUAACAGCACUCGCCCAUCCAUGUACCCCAACAACUGGCAUAAAGAGGCAUAUUGCCCGAUACUGGAGGUAGCAUAUAGCCAUCAAGACCAGUAGCCAUUGAUAGCCUUCUCAACUUGUCUAAUCCUCUUCUAAAGCAAUCCAAAUUGGUGGUUGUAACUUCACCUUGUGGCGGUGAAUUCCCUAGUUUAACUAUGAGCUGUGUGAAGAACUACUCCUUUUUAUCUUUCUUGAAUCUCUCACCAAUCAUCUUCAUGGGAUGACUCCGUGUUCUAAUAUUAUGAGAAAGAGAAAAAUGUCUCCCUACCCACUUCCUUGCACUGCCUGCACAUAUGCUCAUUUUGAUGGGGGAAAUGAAAACAAGGCUACUGAGAGCAGUGGAUUUCUUUGACUGGGUCAUAUGUUAGAGAUAUAUUAAAAAUAAUAUUUUAAAUAAACUUUGAAUUGUUUUAAAACAAACAUCUACACACCAGCACUUUGUGCUGUGAAAUAUGCUGAGAGUUUAAAUGAAUAUAGUACAAUCAGGUCUUCACUGCAAUUAAAGUUGAUUGAUUUCUUUCCUCGCCCCUGCUUACUAAUCAGAUUUUUUCCAGUUUCUCUCACUCUUAUCCUUUAAUAAAUUGAUAGUUCUUCCUUCACAUACAUUCUGACACUUUUUCUUAAUGCACAAAUAUUUAAGAUGUAUAGCCUGUUUCACAAGAUAGUGAAAAGAGAUGAUCGAAACACAAACUGUAUACCUGCAACUCAAUUAAGAAGCACCUGCCAGAACUGCAUUUAGAACAAAGUGUUAAUCAUGCAACUUUUUUAACCUUGUGAAAGAGCGGUUUACAAAUAAUGAAAAGUAUAAUAUAUUGAUUGAAGAUGAAAAGGAAAGUAAUGGUUUUCAAACCUAUUGGUUUAUUAUAGCUUUACAUAAAUGUAGCAUAUUUCAAAUGAACAAUUGUUUACUUUAGUGUAGAUUUUUGGGGGGAUUUUUUGUACCCAUACAAAAUCUGCCUUAUAUUUUAAUUAAUACCAUUACAUAUUUUGGGUAGAAGCUUAUGCAAGAGCUACAGUUAGGGGCUGUAAGGCUGACGUAUUCACUGUGCAGCCUGCAAGAUACAUAACAAAUACUAAUAUUCUAGGGAUAACAAGGGUUUUGUUCAAGUUUCAUCAGCUGAACGUAGUAUAUGCAUAAUGUGAAUUUAAUUUGUGAAAGUUUCCAAAGAGUUGCCAUUUUAUUGCAUAUUUUGCAGAUAUAAAGUUUUCAAAAUCGUCUUUGUAUAUUUGAUGUUUGCACUAAGUUCUUAAAAUUCCAGGUGCUGAGACUUAUUAGACCAUUGGUAAAGAGAUCCAAAAUUGUCUAUAGGCUGAGAACUUGGAGACUAAGGGCCUUUUCACACAAUCAGGGGUUUUGGGGUCACCUUUAUGGGAGAGUUUGUGUUUGAGUAUUACAUUUUUUGCAAGCACUGUACUCUGUAUCUCCUAGGUAACACAUUCUUAUCCUUACUUGAUGUACCGUUUUGUAAACAUGGCUUUUUAAUACUUUUAGUAAAAAAAAAAAUACAUUAAGCAUUUGCACUCACGUGCCACCUGAUUAAUGCAGUUUUUGUUUAGGGUUUUUUAAUAGCGCACUCCCUAUUGAACAACUUGUGCAGGAAUAUUUGAAGCAUACAAGCUCCAUUACCAAUUAUUACCGAGGAAUGCUUUAUGUGAUUGUGUGGAAAGAUCCUAAAUGCUGUUUUCUGUAUCAGACAAGAACAACUGAUUAUUCAAAGCAAUGUCAAUAAGGCAAAGGAAGAGUUCUGGCUGAUUACUAGCUGAAACCUCUUAAGAAAAUGUCUUCACAAACUAAUCAUAAAGGUUCCAUGUGGUACAUUAAUACGAGCUCUUGAUAUGAUAUACGGGACAGGCGAUCAGAGUAAGAUACCAAAUGCUACUAUAUUAUUAUUUCAGUUACAAGCCUUGCCAGCAAGGCAAUGACAUGAAUGUAUUGAAUAGGCCAGCAUUAUUUUACCAAUAGACUUGUUAAAUAUGAGUAGUUAACAGGUCACAGGUAAUACUGAAUGUAAUCUGUAAUUAUAAACAAAUCACUCAGAUAUUUCUGUAAUUUAUAGUUGCUUUGUAUGAUCUCUGAAAAGGGGUUAAAUGUUGCUUUCUUAGGACUGCUUCACACUUGACUAGUUUCCUAUACAAAUCACUUGUCUUUCUUGGGGUGGGGAGGAAGUACAUAAACUGUAAAACCACAAUGUGAUUUUAUAUGUGUUAGGUUUGUUACAUGUACAAUUGGUUUCAACUUCCCAGAGCUAUACUCUCUAUGAAGGAAGUUCAUCAGGUUUGAAGCAGUCCUUGAUGUAAAAUUCUCUUAACCAAAACUUGGUGAAUUUAGCUUCACUAGUCAGUCUACCUCACAUUUUAUUGUUUGAACUGAAAUUGUCUGCAAUUGUGGCUAUAGUAUGUUUAUAAUGUUCUUUCAUUAAAUUCAAUGAAUGUUGUAUUACCA